Molecule: messenger RNA, 5341 nt
Organism: Anolis carolinensis (green anole)
Lineage: Eukaryota; Metazoa; Chordata; Lepidosauria; Squamata; Anolidae
Gene: bmal2
Product: basic helix-loop-helix ARNT like 2
Exons: 17
Coding region: 159-2018 (619 amino acids)
Biological process (GO): regulation of transcription by RNA polymerase II
Cellular component (GO): cytoplasm; aryl hydrocarbon receptor complex; nucleus
Molecular function (GO): protein dimerization activity; RNA polymerase II cis-regulatory region sequence-specific DNA binding; DNA-binding transcription factor activity, RNA polymerase II-specific
Source: RefSeq, a predicted model, not a curated record
CGGGCGCUGCUUCCUCAGCCUGAAGCGUCGCCUCCCUCCCGCCCGCUCGCUUGGCGGCGGCCGCUGCUGCCGGGGCGCCCUGCCCUCCCCAUGCCUCUGCGCCGAGCGGCGGGCAGCGGUCCGCGGCUGCUCCUGCUGCUGUCUCUGCGGAGCGGGCCAUGGCGGAGGAGGAGGCCGGCGGGGGACCCGGAGCCCCAGAUAAUCUUCAGAUGGAAGGAACUCAGUGUGUCGCCUCUGCAGUCUCAAGCCUUAUGAGUUCCUCAGCCCAGCCUGCCACUGCCAGUUCAGUCAACACGUUUGUGGUAGACUUUCCAAGAAAACGGAAAGGAAGUGAUUCUGAUAACCAGUAUGCAUGUGACAUUGAUAUUGAUGAUCUCCAGAGCAGGAGUGAAGAUGAAGAUCAUGUAAAAAUUAAAUAUUUCAGAGAGGCUCAUAGCCAAACAGAGAAAAGAAGGAGAGACAAAAUGAAUAAUCUGAUAGAAGAAUUAUCUGCCAUGAUACCUCAGUGCAAUCCUGUGGCGCGUAAGCUAGACAAACUUACAGUAUUAAGAAUGACUGUGCAACAUUUAAAGUCAUUGAAAAGUUCCAAUAGUUCUUACUCAGAAAUCCGCUAUAAGCCUUCAUUUUUACAAGACAGUGAACUCCAGCAUUUAAUCCUUAAGGCUGCAGAUGGGUUUCUCUUUGUGGUUGGAUGUGACAGAGGGAGAAUCCUAUUUGUUUCAGAAUCUGUUUCUGCAAUACUGCAUUAUGACCCAGCCAGUUUGAUAGGCCAAAGUCUUUUUGACUAUUUGCAUCCAAAGGAUGUUGCCAAAGUCAAGGAGCAACUUUCAGCUUCAGAUGCUUUGCCAAGAGAGAAACUAAUAGAUACUAAAACGGGCUUGCAAGUUCACACGGAUUUUCAAGCAGGAUCCUCUCGCCUACAUUCUGGUGCUCGGCGUUCAUUUUUUUGUCGAAUAAAGUGUACAAGAAACAACAUCAAGGUGGAAAAUGAGUCUCUGCCAAACUCAACAAAGAAAGAUCACAAAAAGUACCUCACUGUUCAUUGCACGGGGUACUUGAAGAGCUGGCCUCCUAAUGAGGUGGGAGUUGAAGAGGAAAAUGAUGCUGAAAAAGACAGCAGUAGCUUCAACUGUCUCGUUGCAAUUGGGCGAUUACAUCCUUAUACUGUUCCUCAAAAAAGCAAUGAGAUAAAGGUCAAGCCAACAGAGUUUGUAACACGCUUUGCCAUGGAUGGAAAAUUUGUUUUUGUAGACCAGCGUGCCACAGCAAUUUUAGGAUAUUUGCCACAGGAGCUUCUAGGAACGUCUUGUUAUGAAUACUUCCACCAAGAUGAUCACAGUCAUCUAACUGAAAAACACAAAGCAGUGCUACAAAGCAAAGAAAAAAUAUUCACAAAUUCCUAUAAAUUCAAAGCAAAAGAUGGCUCGUUUGUAACAUUAAAAAGUCAGUGGUUUAGUUUCAUAAAUCCAUGGAUUAAAGAACUGGAGUAUAUUGUGUCAAUCAACACAGUUGUUUUAGGUCAUAAUGAAUCAAAUGAAGAAGUACUACUACCCUGCAGUUCCCUGUCAUCAGAAGAUACACAGAAGCCGUCAUUCCUCAGUGUACCAGGGAUGUCUACAGGAACUGUACUUGGAGCCGGAAGUAUAGGAACUGAGAUUGCAAAUGAAGUCUUAGAUUUACAAAGGUCACAUACUUCUCCAUCUACUGGUGAAUUAAGUCCAUCAGAUCUUAUGAGGAAGUCUUCUUCCCCAAUUUUAACCAUAAGCUGUAAUAACGUGCCAAAUAAAGAACUUACUCAGUUAUGCCCUUCAGGGAUAGAGGAUUUGGAAACUGCAGGGCAAAAUCAGGGCACUGUUUCAUUUCCUACGAAUGAGCCUCUUCUCGGUGAUGCUUCUCAGCUGGAUUUUGAUGCUGUGUGUGGAAACGACACAACCAUGGCUGCUUUUAUGAAUUACUUGGAAGCUGAAAGUGGGCUGAGUGAUCCUGCAGAACUCAGUGAUAUACAGUGGACUCUCUAGUAUUUCCCAAUCAAAGAGGAGCAGAUAUUUCUUUGAUGCACAAAAUAAUGGUUCAUCCUCAAGUACUGUAUUAGUAAUACCUUUUAAGGCUUCAAUUCCUAUUUACAAUAUCUAUUUUCGAAAAACUUUUGCCUUACUCAUGACAACAUGGUUUGGGCUGCAUAUGUUAAAAAUAUGUGAUAUUUUUGGAAAAAAACACACAGAACCUCAAUUUUCUUACAUAUGUUAACUGGAAUGCUUAAAAAACAUGUUUAUAUUUUUACCAAACUCUUUUAAAGAGAAGUUACUGUAAAAUCAGCUUAGGGAUUUUGUUCUCUAAUGUUUCUAUCUUUGAAAUAUCUAUUUAUUUGUGGGUUUUUUGUUAGUUCCUAAUUUAUUAGCGUUGAUCAUAACAUAUUGUAUUUAAGUAGAUCUGGACUUUGUGUAAUGUCCAUUUGUGGAAGAGGUCUGGUCCAAAAUGUUUUAUUUUAUUGUUUGACUGCAAAACCUGGGAUCAAGAGACUACCAGUAGAUGUUUAUAAAACUAAAUAAUUGUUCAUUGUGCUGAUCAGGAGAUAAUACAUUGCCACAAUAUAAUACAUAAAGCAACUGCAGAGAAUAGGUAAAUAAAUGAGCUUGGUACAUUUCAUUAUUUUCUAGUGCUUGAAUCAGUGAUCUAGACCAUGAAGUACAAGAAAGCACAGGAAAUUAAGUCUGUAUAUAAAGUAAGAAGUAUGUUGUCAGUGACUACAUAGUGGGAUCCAUCAUAAGAAGAAAACAUUGGUAUAGUUGUUAAGAGAUUUGAGAUGUAAGAAGUUGGAGUAAAAUAAACCAGUUGAUAAAAAAUUAAAACCUAAAGUCCUUUUUUCUUUCAACUUUGAGGGAAAGUUUAAAUUUUUGUGUAAGACCCUUAUAUAAAAAUAAUGCAUAUGCACCAUUGGAGUAGGAGUUGAGGAGUUCUGUAUAAUGUUUUUAAAACUAAAACUGCAAGUACAUCUAAAAGAAUGAGCAAUAGCUAACUUUAGUGUUGAAGGGGAAAAUAAAUAAAUACUGUAUUUCUUCAAUUCUAAAACAUACAUUUUUCUAUAUAUAACAUCUCUGAAAUGGGGUGCAUCUUAGAAUAGCAACUGUAUCUUACGUAUUUUUGGUGGUAGUGGUAUUGAAAUUAGGGUGCUCUUUACAAUCGAUGACAUCUUACAGUCAAAGAAAUACGUGAUUAGAAUAUUGGGUAUGGACCUUAUUACUUUGUACAGUGAAAUUAUUUUUUCAGAAGUUCUGAGUUCAGUGAAAAUAAUUUCCAGAUAAUUUCAGAUAGGACUGCAACAUCCUUUCCACCAUGACUGAAUACAGAGAAUAUGUUCUCCGUGGACAAAGAACACAUUUUACCCUAGGUGCACACCGUUUCCCACCUAUUUGAUAAAAGAGAACCAAGACUCUGAAAACCCUUUCAAAACAUCAAUUACUGGUCCCAUGGGAUACUUAAGUAAUAAAACCUUAAUGUGCAGGUACAUUCAUCUAUUUUGUUAUAUGUUUUAAAACUUUGGUUUAAUAUAGGCAAUAGCAUUUCUAAAAUUGCACAUUAAAAUAGUUUGUUUGAGAAUUAUUCAUGUUAGUUUAAAACUUGUGCAGAUUUCAUGUGAAAGUGUGUGUGUGUGGAAGGAUUCCUUCAUCUAUUAUGAAAUUGGUAAAUGCAUUCUGUAUUUAAUUUUCUUCUGACCUCACUGUUUAGACUGUAAUCCGGUUUCAGUGUAUAAGUACCUAAAAUUCUGCAUUGUCCUUAUGCAUCUGUCCAUGAAAUCUAAACCUCAAGAAAUAUGUUAAACUUCAAGGUGCUAUAGGACUCUGUAACUUUAGUGUUUGUGGAGCCAUUUAUGUCUCCUCACAAUUUGUACAUGUUUUUUAGAAAAAGGUUCGCCUUUUAAACCUUAUGGAUUCUGCCGCAAGUGUACAUGGUCUUAACUUCUAAUUUUGUAAUGCUUGAAGCAGGCUUCAGAGUUCGCUUCUAAAAUAAUUCUAAGGAAAGCAUGAAGCUGAAUAAUAACUCUAAAGGGCCACUAGAUGUCUUACCACUUCUGUUCUAAUGGUGUAAGCUUUAUUCUGUCUUGCAGUAAUAAUUAUUUGGAUUGCGUUGAUGCUUAUAUUGUGGAUGUAGAAUAGAUUUGAGAGAAAAAAAUUAACAAUGUGGGGAAUGUUUUGUGUUGUCCGUGGGUAUUCUUUUUCCAACCGCUCUGUCUUUUGUUUUACUUUGUAAGGAAAAUAGACCAAAAUCUUGUAAUUUUGUCAGAAAUUCAUGUCAAUGUUUGCUGAUACUCUAAAGCUGAAUGUGGCUCAAAUUGUAUAGUAGCUUUCAACAACUAAAAUACUGUAAAUUACAUCUGGGUCCUUAAGGAAUGCUAACACUGAAUUCACUGCCUUGUUCAUUCCCAGAACAGAGUUAUUAACUGAGGAAUACAGGCAUAAAUUUUCUCAUCAGAGGCUACCCUGAGUUGCUGCUGUUUCUUCCGCACUCAAGCUGUGAGGCCCGCCAAACUGGGAGCAGCCGAGCACUCACCUGGUGGUGAGAUGGUAAUGUCCUUCAAUCCCAAUGGAGCCACUGUGAAGGGACUGAAACCGACAGUGGCACAGGUGGUCAGCAGUGAGAUUGGGUGGUGGCGAAACCCACAAGGCAGCCCACAGAGCAGCAGCCAAGUUCUCCACCAAAGCAGCUGAUAACAGCAGCCGUUGGGUGGACAGCCAACUCACAGUGGGGCAAUAUAAAGGCCCUGUGUGGGACCGUGGCAACUAGUAGUUGCGGCGCUGCAAUGGCGUGGGCAACAAACCGCAGUGUUGCUGAGAAUUGCAGUGAGGGAAUGAAGGUAACAAUGGAUGGCCAAGGGAGUAAAGGUAGCAAUAGGCAGCUCCAGACAGCUCACCAGUAAAGGAGGGCCUUAGCAAACAAAGGGCAGCGGGGCGAUAACAGUCCACCAAAGUUCUUCCUGGCCCCAAAGUAGCCUGGCCUCAAGGUCGCUGGCAGCAGCAGCAGAUAGGUGAUCUCUUCUUUGGAGCCCUGCGAGGUCCCAGCCUACCAAGCGCCAUCUUGCCUUCUCCUUUUUUCUUCCAUCCAAGUCCAAACCUGUGUCAUCUCAAAGGAGGGAGGUGUGGGGAAGGAAGACUGGGUGCAGGUUAGUGUAUACAAGACAUCUGUUUUGCGAGAGAAAUCGAAAUUGCAGUUAACAGCCUGUGGCCACAAUGUUUGGCUACUAGGGGGUGAAGUUGGGCUGUUAUAUUACAGGGUGUUUGAGUGGGAAAUGUUUAGAAUUGUUAUUCAGUGAUUGUGGAAAGAUGGAAUAAAUCAUUUGCUUCCA